This is a messenger RNA of Liolophura sinensis, 2370 nucleotides long. RefSeq names its product protein arginine N-methyltransferase 6-like. Gene Ontology annotation, molecular function: histone methyltransferase activity; protein-arginine N-methyltransferase activity. Lineage: Eukaryota; Metazoa; Mollusca; Polyplacophora; Chitonida; Chitonidae. Gene Ontology annotation, biological process: chromatin remodeling; peptidyl-arginine methylation, to asymmetrical-dimethyl arginine. Bases 300 to 1427 code for a protein of 375 amino acids. The record is from RefSeq and is a predicted model, not a curated record. The transcript is spliced from 3 exons.
ACAACGCACGACAUGCGGGUCAGCCGUAUAGACCUACAUAGUGCAGUAACGGUCGUCUUUGUACUUGCUGAGGAGUAUGUGAUUCGGUAAUGGAUGGACAUUUCUCCGCUUUUGAUAAGCAGACAGACAGAAAGUGACAAUACCCUGCUGAAAGGAAAGAAUCGUGAAAAGUAAAAUAUACUGCAGUAUCCAUGACUACAGUACUCUAGAAAAGAUUACAGCUCAUCUGGUCAAAACGUCCUGUAGUACUUUCAGACAUGCAUUCAUGGCGCAGUUGAUUCCUAACUGAAAGCCCAUUCAUGGCGUCCAUCUUCAAAAAACCCAAGCUCUCUGAGGUGCCAAACUGUGAGUUAAGGAAUGACCUUGAGGGGGAAGAAAGUGGACAGAGAGAUAGAUGUACUCCAAGCCAGGAUAGUGGCAGUGACAGGAAACUGGUCAGCAUGGAUGAGGAGUAUUUCAGCAGCUACUCUCAAGUGGACAUCCAUGAAUGUAUGAUUGCUGAUGUGGUCAGGACCAGAACCUACAGGUGGGCCAUGUUAAAGAACUAUGAAAUAUUACAUGGAAAACUGGUGGCAGAUGUGGGAUCUGGCACAGGGAUACUCAGUUUAUUUGCUGUACAGGCAGGUGCUAAGCAAGUUUACGCCAUUGAAGCGAGUAAAAUGGCCAGUCAGUUGCCCGCCAUCACAACUGAAAAUAAAAUUGAGGAGCGUAUCUCGGUUAUUCAUGGGAAAGUAGAGGACAUUGUGUUGCCCGAAUGUGUCGAUGUGAUAAUCAGUGAAUGGAUGGGCUAUUUCUUGCUAUAUGAAUCCAUGUUGAAUAGUGUUAUUCAGGCAAGAGAUCGCUGGUUGAAACCAGGUGGAAUUAUGAUGCCUUCUGUUGCCACGUUAUAUCUGGCUCCUGUGUCGGAUGAAGAUUAUGAAGACAAAAUCUCCUUCUGGAAAGAUGAGGUGACAAAACUUUACAAAGUUUCCUUGGCAACGAUGAUACCAUUAGUUAAAAAGCAGAUGUCCAAAACUGUUGUGGUAAAAACAGUUUCAGCCGAAAGCAUACAAUCUCACGCGGAGAUCAUUUCACAGUUUGACCUUAAAACUGUGACAGAGAAGGAUUUGAAGAUGAUCCACAAAAAAUUCUCAUUCUCCUGUUUUGGACAUUCGGUUCUUCAUGGUCUUGUGGCUUGGUUUGACGUGGGGUUUCCUCAGGAUAUAAAGCUGACUACUUCACCAUUUAAGGAUGAGACUCACUGGGAGCAGUGUGUGAUGUACUGGGAUCAACCAAUCACUGUUGAGCAGGACACUAUGAUAAAGGGCUCCAUUUCUAUAUCACCCAAUCAAAACAGACCACGUUUCCUUGACAUUCAGCUGACGUAUAAAGUGGGUGAUCAUCCACAACAGAGCAAGCAUUAUUACAUGGCAGAUGAUUUAUCUUGAAGCUUUAUGUAAGACCGCACAGUGUAACCCACUGUCAAGACUUCAUCAAGUUCUUGUGGUGAUUCAGCAAUUAAAUCCAUAUGUAUAUUCCAUGUAAUUGAAUGUUUUCUUUUUGGUUUCAUUUUUGGACUGUAACAGAAUGCAGGUACUAUUAAGCAGUUUUACAUGAGGGAACCAAGCAUAAUGGCUAAUAACCGAACUUUAUUGGCUGAAAUGGGAUGGCAGAAUACGUGUCGUUUCAUGGUAACCCCCCAGAAAUCUGAUUUUAUACCUCAGUCUAAUUACACCAUGUACAGAAUUGUCUGGUACAUAUGCAUGUUCUCCAGAAAAAAAUGUUCCAACUAACUGUUAUUUUGCAUGUUGUUUUUUACUUUGUUGUUGUUUAAUAUGACAUAUUAUGGUAAUUUGUGGAGCUCUGUUUAUUUGAUUGAUUUAUUUGAUUUGGUGUUUUACUCAGUAUUCAUGAAUAUUUCACUUAUAUGAAAUUUGGUGCGGAACCCACAACCAUCCGCAGGCUGCUGGUAAAUGUACAUGUACGCGCAUAUGGCCGUGAGAAAGCGAACAUGAGCUUGACUUGAACUUGAUUCAGCAGCAUUUGUGAGAGGCUUCGGGGUCAUUGCGCUGCACUGGCACACUAACCACUUCUGCCACGCAGGCCACUGUGAAGCUCUAGAUAAUGUUGGUACUGAAGCUGGAAUUAAAAGGAAUACAUUUUGUAAAGUUCUAUCAUCGAUCCCUGGCUGUGUGCAGCAGAUCACUCCAUCCAUGUAUUUACGUAUUGAGACUAUUAAGACUUUUUGCGUUCAUGUUUUGACAUAUAACUGGUGAAAGAUCUUCACAAAAUUCUCAUACAUAAAUCGUGGUCAUGUCAACACAGUUUUGUAUUGCAGUCGCAUUUUUGAGCGUGGCAGCAAACGUCAAUCAAAUAAAUACAUAAAUAAAU